AUGCGCCAGUCCAAGUUCCAUUGCGUCAUCCCACACUUUCCCCUGCCAGCUUCAGCAAGAAACCGGGCUUUGCCAAUCUCACUCUACACCCUACGAUCAACCUUCCGAAUCGAACGUCCUCAGCCUCAAUACCGUCUUCUACACCGUCUAUAUCAUCAAACGAGCCCAAGAACCCACACCCGAAAUACAGAGCAGCAAACCCGCCUCUUCCCCGCAACUUCAAGACCGCAACCACAAACCAGCUCUUCCCUCCCCACCCAUUCCUCCUUCUCAACUUCAACACAAAUCAUGUCCUCCGACGACGCCUACAUGUCCUUCCUGGACAAAGCCAACGAAGAUGUGAGCCGCGGCGCCCCGCAGCAAGGGGCCGGCACCGCAAAAACCUUUACCGUGCACAGCUCUCUGUCAGUCCCAAAGCCGCUGCAGUCCGUCGACGCAUACUACGUCUCCGAUACAGACGAGCCCUUCGAACCUGUGGCAUUGAAGUGGGAUGGCGCUGCCAAGGGAUCGUGGCCUAGUGCUGACCAGCUCGCCUCCCUGAUCUCCCCAGAUACCGACCUGUCCCAGUCCAUCUCCAUACUAUCCCCCUCCUCCUUCGACCCGAAUAAUCAAUACUCCGCCGCCCUGGAUGCUGUCCGCGCCGCGGCUGUCGAGAAGGAUUCCGGUGCCGAUCAAUCGGCUGUUGAGCUGAAGGUCUACCGUGUUGAACAAACUAGUACUAAGAUCGAGUACUGGCUUUUGGCACUAGAUGCGCCUGAGAGCCGUAUUGUCGGUCUGCGUGCUAAGGCUGUUGAGUCCUAGGUGUUCAGGCUGGUUGUAUUCAUAAUGGAGAGGUCUUUGGAGUUAGUGUAGGACAUAGUUCGUUAUUUGAUGUGUAGCUGUUUAUUCUACCGAAAUUUAAUAUUUCUACGAGGAUCGAGGUGUACAGGUUGUGCACCUCGAACUACCUUGUUCUUUGAUAUUGAUAAAGCUGGCAUGGAAUGGAUAAUCAGAGGUUUCAUCCUACUUUGCCCUUGGAGUAAGGUGGUCUUGACAGCUUCUUGUUCGGGAUUUGUCGCAUUCUUAAGCUCUGAGGGUUGAGGUUUGGCAGGACGCGUGUCAAUGGCUGU
Penicillium samsonianum is the source of this 1109-nucleotide messenger RNA. RefSeq lists its product as uncharacterized. Lineage: Eukaryota; Fungi; Ascomycota; Eurotiomycetes; Eurotiales; Aspergillaceae. The transcript has 2 exons. Bases 1 to 801 code for a protein of 266 amino acids. The record is from RefSeq and is a predicted model, not a curated record.